Cuscuta europaea is the source of this 1427-nucleotide messenger RNA. Lineage: Eukaryota; Viridiplantae; Streptophyta; Magnoliopsida; Solanales; Convolvulaceae. The record is from the annotation of a GenBank genome assembly.
CCUUCAUCUUUCAGUUCAUUCAUUCUGAACUAACUUCAUCUUUCAAUUCAUACUAUAACGCCGGCCCGACAGAUCAUCAUCAGAUAUAGAGUUAGUUUAUACAUAACUCUGUUCUGAUCAGAUCUUGGUGGCCUGGUUAUUAUUUUACACACAACUUAAAGAGUUUCAUCAUAUCAAUGGCUCUCUUGGGUGGUCACUUGGCUUUUACUUUUGGACUUCUUGGCAACAUAGUCUCCUUCAUUGUUUUCCUCUCUCCAAUGCCGACAUUCUAUAAGAUAUACAAGAAGAAAUCAGCAGACGGGUAUCAAUCGAUACCAUAUGUGAUCGCGCUCUUCAGCUCAAUGCUAUGGAUAUACUACGCCUUCCUGAAGUCGAACACCACCCUUCUCAUUACCAUAAACUCCUUCGGGUGUUUCAUCGAAACCAUUUACGUUAGCUUCUACAUCUACUACGCGAGCAAGGAAGCGAGGAUGCAGACAGUGAAGAUGAUUGUUUUGAUGGAGUUUGCAGGUUUCGGGGCGGUCGUCCUCGUCUCUCAGUUUCUCUUCCAAGGGGCGGUUCGUGCCCAAGUUGUCGGUUGGGUUUGCCUCGUUUUCUCCUUGUGUGUCUUCGUCGCCCCUUUGUGUAUUGUGAGGCAAGUAAUCAAGACAAAGAGCGUUGAGCAUAUGCCAAUUCUUUUAUCAGUUUUCUUAACAUUCAGCUCUGUCGUGUGGUUCUUCUAUGGUUUGCUUCUAAAAGACAUAAACAUAGCGGUGCCGAAUGUAUUGGGAUUUUUCUUUAGCAUUCUCCAAAUGGUUCUUUACAUGAUUUACAAAGGGAAGAGUGAGGACAUGAAGAAGCUUCCCCAGCAAGUAUCACUCCCACCGAAGUCGCCGGUGGUGCUAGUGCUGGAACCGGAGGAAAAGAAGCUGCAACGGCCGGAGCUGACAGAGGAACAACUCGUCGAUAUUGUGAAGCUCGGAGCUUUCCUUUGCUCCGAAAAGAUCCAUUUUGGGAAGAGUAACCCGGCCGAGGUAGAGAUUUCCAAGUUGGAUACAGACCCGGGACAGACGGCGGUCAACUAAAUACGGAUCAAGUAGUUAAAUUAAAGUCGAAUAUCCGACCCAAUUUACGAGCAUGAAUUGGGUCAUUUGCGUGCGUGCAUGCAUGCAGAUUCUGGCUAGCUAGCUAGCUGGUUCAAGUAGUUUGCGUAAAGUAAAUUUUACCUGUAGAUUUGUAUAUGUAACUUAAUUGCGUGCUUUUUCUACUUUUAUAUUAAUUUUCCCUGCAAACAAAUGGUGAUUUUUUUUUUACUUUUGAAUAUAUAAACGUACACCAAUGUCCUCUUUAUGAACUCAUUUUGAUUUUGUUACAUGUGUUUAUCCAUUACUACGGAGUAAAUUUUAGUGACUAAUACUUGUUCAAGAAAUUGCUACAAAUACGACUAA